GUUUCCCCCAGUGAAUCACCCUCAAUGACCACCAGCUGUGGGGCAGAAACCAGUUCAGUUAUUCCAACUCAGACUGAUUCCCCACAUAAGCCAGAUAUAGCAGUCUCAUUGGUCACCCCUUCUGCAGAGACCAGCCCAACUGUCCCCACAACACCUCCAGUUUUUUCCAAAAGUGUACCAGACACCAAACACUCAGUAGGCACCAGUCUUGGGGCAGAAGCCAGUUCAGCUGUUCCAACUCCAACUAUCUCCCCUGGUGUACCGGAUAUGGUGACCUCCCAGGUCCCUAGUUCUGAGACAGAUGCCAAUAUGACUAUUCCAAGUCUAACUCUUUCUCCUGGUGAACCAGCAACCACAGCCUUAUUGGUCACCCAGUCCAGUGCAAAGACAAGCACAAAUUUUCCUAGUUCAACUGCUUUUCCUCAUUUACCACCAGAGACCGUAGCCUCCCCAUCCAUCCGACCUGAGUUGGAGAUUAGUGAAGCUCUUCCAACUCAGACUGUUUUCCUCAGUCCAGAAGAAAUAACAUCCUUCACCACACCUGCAACUGAGACCAGCGGAGUUGAUCUAGGUCCAACUAUCUCAUUUGGUGUUCCUGCAGAAACAGCCUCACUCUCCACCCAUCUUGGCACAGACAUGAGCACAACGAUUUCAAGUUCAACUCUUUCCCCCAUUUUACUGGCGACCACAGGCUUACUGGCCACCAGCCCUGCAUCAGAUGCCAGGACAGGUAUCCCAACUUUGACUGCUGGUGAUCUUGGACCUGUCAGUACCCCUGCAACCACUGGUGAGCCUUACACCUUAACUUCCUGGGGCACAGAACCCUCACCACCUGUGACCUCAGGUGGACUCCCUGAAUUGUCCAAGACUGUGAUGGGGAACACUGUGACCUUGAUAGCAUCAGAGACCCCAACACCACCUAAAACCAGUCACAGAGAAGGACUGAGUUCAACAACUGUCCUGAAAACCACAACUCUUGAGACCACUAAUUUAGCUGUUACAGGUUCAGGCCCCAUCAUAGUAGAGACCACAACCACCUUCAAUACAUCAGCAGGAAGUCCCUUUGUCCCUGAGACCUCACCUGGGAUGUCCACCUUGACCUCUCUGAGUGUGGCUUCAGAAACAACUGCAGUUCCUUUCUUGAUGCCUUUUACUGUCAACUUCACCAUCACCAACCUGCACUACACAGAGGACAUGGAAAACUCGAGCUCUGAGAUAUUCAAUGCCACUGAGAGAAACCUGCAGCACCUGCUCGGGACUCUGUUCAAAAACAGCAGCAUUGGUUCCCUCUAUGCUGGCUGCAGGCUGACCUUGCUCAGGGCUGAAAAGGAUGGAACAAGCACGAGAAUGGACGUGGUCUGCACCUACCGCCCAGAUCCCACAGGCUUCAGGCUGGACAGAGAGUGGCUAUACUGGGAGCUAAGCCAGCAGACCCAUGGUGUCACUCAGCUGGGCCCUUACACCCUGGACAGGGACAGUCUCUGUGUCAAUGGUUAUAACUAUCAGUACUGGAUCCCCACCACCAGCACUCCGCUGACUUCUACAUUCUCUCCAGGACUCCCUGCAUCUCUGCCUCCCACCCCCAACUCUACAGCUGCAGGUGCGGGUCCCGCCCUGGUGCCAUUCACCCUCAACUUCACCAUCACCAACCUGCUCUGCACCCCAGACAUGAGGCGCCCAGGCUCCAUGAAGUUCAACUCCACUGAGAGGGUCCUGAAGAGCCUGCUUGGUCCCUUAUUUAAGAACACUAGUAUUGGCCCACUGUACUCUGGUUGCAGAUUGACCUUGCUCAGGACUGAGAAGGGUGGAGCAGCAACUGGAGUGGAUGCCAUCUGCACCUACCAUCCUGACCCCAUGGGCCGUAGGCUAAACAGAGUAGAACUGUACCAGGAGCUGAAUCAGCUGACCCACGGUGUCACCUGGCUGGGAACCUACACCCUGGACAGAGACAGUCUCUACGUUAAUGGUUAUAACCAUCAGUACUGGACACCUACCACCAAGACUCCAGUGACUUCUACAUUCUCUCCAGAAUCUUCCACAACUCUGUCCCCCAUCCUCAGCUCUACAGCAGUGGUCCCUUUCCUGGUGCCGUUCACCCUCAACUUCACCAUAACCAACCUGCACUACGAACAGGACAUGCAGCGUCCAGGCUCUUGGAAAUUCACCUCCAUGGAGAGGAUCCUGCAGGGUCUGCUCAAACCUCUGUUCAAGAACAGCAGUCUGGGAUUCCUCUAUUCAGGCUGCAGACUAGCCUCGCUCAGGCCUGAGAAGGAUGGGACAGCCACCAGAGUGGAUGCCAUGUGCGUGCAUCGCCCCGACCCUGAAGGCCCUGGACUGGACAGAGAGCAGCUGUAUUGGGAGCUGAGCCAGCUGACCCAUGGCAUUGCCCUGCUGGGCCACUACACCCUGGACAGGAACAGUCUCUGUGUCAAUGGUUUCACCCAUCAGAGCUCUGCACCCAUCACCAACACUCCAGGGACCUCCACAGUGCACCUGGGAACCACUGGGAUUCCAUCCUCCUUCCCCAGCUCCAGCCCCACAGGUUACACGCAUCAGGUCCUGACCUCCACCCCCAGCACCUCUACCAUCUCCCCAGCAACCUCAGCGACCCCCAUCCCUACCUCCACAGCCACUGGUCCUGCCCUGGUGCUGUUUACUCUCAACUUCACCAUCACUAACCUGCACCACCAGGAGGCUAUGAGUCACCCUGGUUCCUGGAGGUUCAACAGCACCCAGAGAAACCUACAGCGCCUGCUAGGACCCUUGUUCAAGAACACCAGUGUGGGCCCCCUGUACUCAGGCUGCAGACUGACCUUGCUCAGGCCUGAGAAGGAUGGGGCAGCCACUGGAGUGGAUGCCAUCUGCACCCACCGCCCUGACCCUGUGGGCCCUGGGCUGGACAGAGAGCAGCUGUACCAGGAGUUGAGCCAGCUGACCAAUGGCAUCACCAGGCUGGGUCCCUACACCCUGUACCCAGACAGUCUCUACAUCAAUGGUUACACCCGCCAGACCUGGGCCACCACCCCCAGCAGUUACACCUAUCCAGCUUCAGCCACCACCCCCAACACCACUGGUCCCACUCUGGUGUCCUUCACCCUGAACUUUACCAUCACCAACCUGCACUACACUGAAGACAUGGGGCACCCAUCUUCUUCCAAGUUCAAUUCCACUGAGAGGAUCCUCCAGCACUGGCUCAGGCUUUUGUUCAGUAAGACCAGUGUCGGCCCCCUCUACGCUGGCUGCAGACUGGCCUCGCUCAGGCUUGAGAAGGGUGGAGCCGCCACUGGAGUGGACAUCACCUGCACCAUCCACUCUGAUCCUGCAGGCCCCAGGCUGGACAAAGAGCAGCUGUACUGGGAGCUGAGCCGUGAGACCUAUGGCAUCACCCAGCUGGGGUCCUUCACCCUGGACAGGGACAGCCUCUACGUCAAUGGUUAUAACUAUGGAGCCAUAGCCCCGACUACCACUA
Messenger RNA from Leptonychotes weddellii (Weddell seal), 3469 nucleotides. The record is from RefSeq and is a predicted model, not a curated record. NCBI's taxonomy places the organism in Eukaryota, Metazoa, Chordata, Mammalia, Carnivora, Phocidae.